GGCCCUUCUAUUCGAACGCCAUGUCGACGAAUAAGUUCUACAAAGAGCCCGAGUUCGAGACUCUCCAGCUGCACGCUGGCCAGGAGCCCGACCCGACGACGAAUGCAAGGGCUCCACCUAUCUACGCCAGCACGAGUUUCGUGUUCAACAAUUCGCAGCACGGAGCUGAUCUAUUUGGUUUGAGGGCUCUAGGGAACAUCUAUUCUCGCAUAGGCAACCCAACAGUGGAUGUGUUUGAGAAGCGUAUCGCCGCACUAGAAGGAGGAGCGGCUGCUGUCGCGGCCUCCAGUGGCCAAUCUGCGCAGUUCAUGGCGAUUACCGCCAUCGCAAAGGCCGGCGACAACAUUGUGUCGACCUCCUAUCUGUACGGUGGAACUUACAACCAGUUUAAAGUAUACCUGAAGCGGUUCCAGAUCGGCAUCAAGUUCGUUGAGAGCUCAGAUCCUGCCGCUUAUGCAGCUGCUAUCGACGAGAAUACAAAGGCGAUUUAUGUAGAAUCCAUCGGCAACCCGAAGUACAACGUUGCGCCCCUUCCCGAACUCGCAAAGGUUGCUCAUGACCACGGUAUUCCCUUGAUCGUCGACAACACAUUCGGAAUGGGAGGCUACCUCGUCCGCCCGAUUGAGCACGGUGCCGACAUCGUCGUUCACAGCGCAACGAAGUGGAUCGGCGGGCACGGUACGACCAUCGCUGGCGUCGUCGUGGACUCCGGCAAGUUCGAUUGGGCUAAGUCAGGCCGUUUCCCGGACUUCACGGAGCCCUCAGAGGGCUACCACGGCCUGAAGUUCAGCGAGACGUUCGGCCCCGUCGCGUUCGCGGUGAAGGUCCGCGUCGAGGUCCUUCGCGACCUCGGCUCGGCGCUCAACCCGUUUGGCGCGUUCCUCCUUUUGCAAGGUCUCGAAACGCUCUCGCUGCGCGCGCAGCGGCAUUCCGACAACGCCCUCCUCCUUGCUCAGUGGCUGGAGAAACACCCCAAGAUCGCCUGGGUGUCGUACCUUGGGCUGCCCUCGCACGCGUUCCACAAGGAGGCGCUGCGGCUCUUCCGGCCCAACGCGUUUGGGGGCACGCUGAGCUUCGGCAUCAAGGGCAACGAUGCUAAGGUCGGGAGUGAGGUCGUCGACCGCCUCAAACUCGCGAGCAACCUCGCGAACGUCGGCGACGCGAAGACCCUCGUCAUCCAUCCUGCGACGACAACGCAUCAGCAGCUUUCGGACGCGGAGCAGCUCGCGUCGGGCGUCACGCCAGACCUCAUUCGGGUAUCUGUUGGAAUCGAGAAUAUCGCGGAUAUCAUUGCGGACUUUGAGCAUGCCCUCAAGGCCGUCCCUUGAUUACUCUUGGAACCGGUUGAGGCCCGUGACAUGCACUGAGGACGUAAACGAGUGACGAUAUUCAAACAGAGAGAACGAUCGAGUGUACUAACAUCACUGUAUAUCUUCUUAUAUACCAAAGAAACCUCCACUAAAUCGUC
Messenger RNA from Dichomitus squalens LYAD-421 SS1, 1468 nucleotides. RefSeq names its product O-acetylhomoserine ami. Bases 21 to 1328 code for a protein of 435 amino acids. The transcript is spliced from 13 exons. Gene Ontology annotation, molecular function: pyridoxal phosphate binding; transferase activity, transferring alkyl or aryl (other than methyl) groups. Lineage: Eukaryota; Fungi; Basidiomycota; Agaricomycetes; Polyporales; Polyporaceae. The record is from RefSeq and is a predicted model, not a curated record. Gene Ontology annotation, biological process: transsulfuration.